Oenanthe melanoleuca is the source of this 3051-nucleotide messenger RNA. RefSeq names its product carnosine N-methyltransferase 2-like. Bases 342 to 1310 code for a protein of 322 amino acids. Gene Ontology annotation, molecular function: N-methyltransferase activity. The record is from RefSeq and is a predicted model, not a curated record. Lineage: Eukaryota; Metazoa; Chordata; Aves; Passeriformes; Muscicapidae. The transcript is spliced from 9 exons.
AGUGCCCCGUUGUUCCCAAAACAAAGGCUGCUCUCCGGGCUAAUGCGGGCUCGGAGCCGGGCCAGCCAGGCAGGGAGGGGGAGCAGCGCCUACAAGGAGCUUCCCAAGGGAUCCAGCUCCCGUUUUCUGCAGGUUCCGAGGGCUCCGGGAGGUCCGGCAGAGCCGCGGUGUCCGAGCGCCGUGCGGGACACGCGGGACACGCGGGACACGCGGGACACGCUGGAAUGCUGACCUAGGCUCGGCUCCUGGCUGACCCCAGCUCCGGGUCACGGCACCGCAGCGGGAAGGGACCCACGAGGCUCAUCAGUGUGUCCGUGUGUCCCCGCACAGCACCGCCCGCGAUGGAGCCGCCCCCGCAGCUGAAGAGGAAUAGUUUCCCCAGCAUGAACUUUGAAGCAGAGAUUCUGACAACUCCACACGAUAAUUCAGAGCUCUACACCAUCCCCUCCAUGAGAAGCCUCACGGCUGAGGAGUAUGUGGAGGCCUUUAAAUCCUUCUUGGACCACUCUACAGAGCACCAGUGCAUGGAUGAGUUCAACAAGGAGCAAAUGCCCCACAUCAUGGCUGGUCUUGGCCCUGGAAAAUCGACCAUCAGCGUUCUGGGAGUUGGGAGUGGCACAGGUGAGCAGGAUUUGAAAAUGAUCAGGAUACUGCAGGCUGUGCACCCAGGGGUCUUUAUUGACAAUGAGAUUGUGGAGCCCAACCCACAGCACGUGGCAGCUUACAAAGAACUGGUGAAACAAGCUCCAGAUCUGCAGAAUGUUUCUUUUAUUUGGCACCAACUCACUUCCUUGGAGUAUGAACAGCAGGUGAAGGAGAAAGGCACACAUAAGAAAUUUGACUUCAUCCAUAUGAUCCAGAUGCUGUACCGUGUGGAGGAUAUUCCCAAUACUAUCAAAUUUUUCCACAGCUGCCUUGACCAUCAUGGUAAACUCCUGAUCAUAAUUUUAUCAGACAGCAGCGGCUGGGCCAGCCUGUGGCGGAGGCACAGGGACUGCCUGCCCGCCACCGACCGCGGGCACUACGUCACCUGCAGCGGCAUCACGGCCGUGCUGCGGGCGCUGGGGGCGCAGCACCGCGUGUUCGAGCUGCCCUCGGCCUGGGACAUCACCGCGUGCUUCCGCGACGGCGACGCGCUGGGCGCCCGCAUGAUGGAUUUCCUGACGGGCACCAAAAACUUCCUGGGCACGGCGCCGGCGGCGCUGCGGCGGCGGCUGCGGGACGCGCUGUGCCAGCCCGAGUGCAGCAGCACCAGGGACGGCAGGGUCAUCUUCAGCAACAACCUCAGCAUGAUCGUCGUCGAGUCCUAGAGCCCCUUGCGGGGCUGGGGGCACAGCAGCACCGCUCCUCUUCCAAGCAGCAAGGAGACAGGUUUAUUGAAAAGCCAUGGCGUGUGCAUAAGGGAGAUCGUGAAACACAAGGUAGAAAAGACUCAUCGGUCAAAGAAGGCAACACCUCUAUGAUCAUGAAAACAAACUAGGAAAGACUCAUUGGUCAAAGAAGGCAACACCUCUUUGAUCACAAAUAAUAAACUAGAAAAGACUCAUUGGUCAAAGAAGGCAACACCUCUGUGAUCACGAAAAACAAAGUAGAAAAGACUCAUUGGUCAAAUAAGGCAACACCUCUAUGAUCAUGAAAACAAACUAGGAAAGACUCAUUGGUCAAAGAAGGCAACACCUCUAUGAUCACAAAUAACAAAGUAGAAAAAACUCAUCGGUCAAAGAAGGCAACAUCUCUAUGAUCACAAAUAACAAAGUAGAAAAAACUCAUCGGUCAAAGAAGGCAACACCUCUUUGAAAACAUGCUUCGUGCAAAGUACCACAAGACACUCACACAGCUCGGUGAUCAACACCAGGUGUCUGUCUGUGUUUUCUUUCUGCCUUCUCUUGUUUUGUCUCUGAGAAAGAUGCCCAGCCUGGGAAAGGUCUAGCUUGGAAUCAUUUAACAGCUUGGGAAAAAAACAUAUUAGGUUCCCCACAAGCCUUCAGCAGUGUCCACAGCCCUGAGCCUCCCUGGACUUGUUUUUUAACACUGUGCAUCCUUCCCAUGCUUUCACUUCUGCACUUUUCCAUGUAGCCAGCAUGUUUGCACACCUACAGAAGAGUCUGUGUGGCCUCUGUAGCUGGGAGGGUGUUGGCUGUGUGUGCCACCCACUGCUUCCAUGUGUGUGCCAGGACAAAACCAGUGUGAGAUGUUACACAGUGAUUCCUGUCAUUAUGAAAAUAAACGACAAAAUCAAUAUAAACAAGAAUAUUGAAUCCAAAGUCAAGCAUGGACAUUAAACCCAAGAAUAUUUAAUGAUUUCGUUAUAUUUGUUUAAAUCACUUUGUUGAAAAUUGUUAAUUUUUUUUUUUUUUAUUAUUUUUCACUAUAAUCAUUAAUUGUAUCCACUUUUACGUAUAAGGAAAAUGUGAGCUUGUUUGGACAUGAGCAGGCUUGUCCCUGCUGUUACCUGUUUGCUAGGAGUGUAACCUGAGAAUGUCUUCAAGCCUUGUCCAGGCCUGGUGGGGACUUGUAGCCACUGCAGCAUGGGCUCUAGCCAACAUGUUUGGGCUUGCUCAGACUUGUACCCCAGCCCAGUGAGCAUGUCAUAGCCCACCAAAAACUGCCUGUAAAAGGGGCAGUGACCAGGGGCAGGACGGACAUGUUGGUGGAGCACAGACUCCCCAAGUCCCCAGCACUGCUUUGCCUGUUCCUUAUCAAUGAACUAAUAAAUUGCCUUAUUGAUUGACCUACCCGAUUGUGGUGAGUAAUUUAUAACACCAGCAACAUGUCCCUGCUGCUUUGCACCAGGUAAUGUCACUGCACCUGAGCUCUAAGUUGCUCUGCACUGGGCUAUUUCACAUGGUUUUAUCAGCGUAGGCAUUUACUGCCCCAAGUCUCUCAGUGCCUCACAAUAUAGAUAUGUCUUAAAAAUUUAUCAGCCUUUUUGUUUGGAGAAUAUUUUGGAACCCAGGAUGAUGGUUGCCCUGUGCUCUUCCAGGCAGACAUUAAUUUUGUUACUUUCUUACUGCUGUUUGUGUCCAUAUAAAAUAAAAAUGAUCUUAAAGC